Molecule: messenger RNA, 649 nt
Organism: Ceratosolen solmsi marchali
Lineage: Eukaryota; Metazoa; Arthropoda; Insecta; Hymenoptera; Agaonidae
Gene: mRpS25
Product: mitochondrial ribosomal protein S25
Exons: 3
Coding region: 106-612 (168 amino acids)
Cellular component (GO): mitochondrion
Molecular function (GO): structural constituent of ribosome
Source: RefSeq, a predicted model, not a curated record
CGUGCUUAUACAUUCGUUUAUCUAAUUAUCUUGAUAUUAAUGGUUAUGAUGUGUUUAUAAAUUGUAUCGUUGUUACACUUUUAUUUGAAUUGAAAUAGAUUAAAAAUGCCUUUUAUGAUCGGAACAGCGCCUAUUAGGCGUACGGUUAAAUAUUUAGAAGCUGGAAAACUCGUUUUGAAAAAAUCUAUUCAAAUAAUGUUGAUUAACUACAAUUCACAUGGAGAUCAUCACAAUGGAAUAAGAAACUUUGUAUUUUGGCAUCUAUCACAGAUAUUAUAUAAAAAUCCAGAUGUUCAAGUUGUAACUAUAAAAAAUAAAACCCCAUCACCUUUUAUAUCAUGUUUUUAUGAAAAUGGAAAGAAAAUGCUAAUUGAUGUUGAUAUGAAAAGCAAGGAUGAAAUUAUGGAUCAUUUGCUACAAGUAAUUGGAAAAUCAAAAAAAACUUUGAUGGAAGAAGACGUAUUAAAAAUGAAACAGGAUAACCCAGCAAAUUUUGGAUUUGGCUGCGAGAAAAGUUGUAUAUGUACAAUUCCAGGUCAAUUACCUUGUCCAGGUACAAUCCCACUUCCUUACCAUUUAAGGGGAAAAUACUUAAUGUCUAAAAAUAAAUAAUUUAUAUUAGUAAAUGUAUAUCAUUAUAGAUAUUUUU